UAGAGAGAGACAUCAGGAGGCGACUCACUGAGGAACAGACUGGGAAUUGUCCCCUGCUGCUCCCUGUAACUCCCUUCUACUGUGUCCCUGACAUUCCCAUCCCCUGUACUCACAUCUCCAGCCUCAUCUACUGGGUUCUUCAGAGAUGGAGGCAAGUGCUGCCGACAGAAAGUCCGAGAGUCCUACAGAUUUGGACAUUAAGGAAUCUCUGGCCGCAAUAAAGAGAGAAAUGGAUUCUGGGGCCGAAGCAGAAAUAUUGCAGAUUAAGGUAGAGGAAGAUCCAGACUCUGAGGCCCUUCUGAACCCAACAGACAGUGAGACUGGGGCAUUUGUAGGGGAUAUCACAGAGGAUGAGAUCCUACAGAUAAAGAUCGAGGACGAUGAAUUGGACCCUGAAGAUCACAUGGACAGUGGAAGGAGAACAGCAUUCACUAAUAGGGACACCCAGGCUUCAUGUAGUGCCUCAGGAACAGCAAAGGGGGCGUCACGGGGGGAAGCAGUUCUCCGAGGACACGCAGACUCAGGCACAAAAUCGGAGAAUUGUUCAACAAGAGCUAAAACUCUGGCAUUUAUCUGCUGUAAAUGUGGGAAAAGCUUCCCUGCCAACAGUGACCUUCGGAAACACAUCUGCGCCCCCCGUACUAGAAGGAGGAGCUUUACUAAUAGGAGAAAGGAAGAAGUAAAGAGGAAGAGGAGGAAGAAACCAAAGGAGAAGCAGCUUUUCAUGUGUACGGAAUGCGGGAAGCACUACUGUAGUAAGCACAGUCUGCAGACACAUCUGCUGGUCCACACUGGUGAGAGACCUUUCAAAUGUAAGGAAUGUGGCAAAGGCUUUGCUCGCAAGGUCAGUCUAGUGACACACGAGAGGAUCCACACAGGGGAGAAACCAUUCACCUGCAAAGAAUGUGGCAAGAAAUUCUCCUACAAGAUCAGCCUUAUGACACACGAGUGGAUUCACACCGGCGUGAAACCAUUUAAGUGCACAGCCUGCGGCAAAGGAUUCUGUCUCAAGAGUCAGCUCCAGAGUCACCUGAAAAGUGAAAACCCAUGUACGGAAAAUGGAAAAAAUCCCGACGGUAAAACCCCCACCGAGGAGAAGAUCUUCACCUGCAAACAGUGCGGCAAAACCUUCUCUCGGAAAAGAAGCCUUGAUAGCCACCAGAAAAUUCACCCAGACGGGAAGCCCUUCCUGUGUACGGAGUGCGGGAAAAGUUUCUCUAGGAAAAGGAACCUCCAUAAACACCAGAAAAUUCACACGAGGGAAAAACCAUAUAAAUGCACGGAAUGUGGGGAAAGUUUUGCCCAUAAGGGAAGCCUUUCUUGCCACCAGAAAAUCCAUGCGAUUGAGAGACCUUUUAAGUGCAAUGAGUGUGGGAAGAGCUUCACUCUAAAGACAACGCUCCAAACGCACCAGAAACUUCACACUGGGGAGAAACCGUUCUCCUGCACGGAAUGUGGGAAGCGAUUUGUACAGAAGAGCAACUUCCUGAUCCACAGGAGAAUUCACACCGGGGAGAAACCAUUCAUAUGUUCAGAGUGCGGGAAGGGCUUCUCUCACAAAAUUCACCUUCUGUCGCACGAGAGAAAUCACCGAGGUGAGAAACCGUUUACUUGCAACGAAUGCGGGAAGAGUUUCUCUCAGAACGGCAGCCUCUACAAUCACAAGAAGAUUCACACCGGGGAGAAACCAUUCACCUGCACGGAAUGUGGGAAAAGCUUCUUCCAGAAAAACAAACUUCUAAGACAUGAAAUGAUCCACACAGGGGAGAAACCUUUUGUGUGUACGGCGUGUGGCAAAGGUUUCUCUCAGAAGGGCAACCUGCAUACCCACCUUAAGGUUCACACAAAAGAAAAACCUUUCACAUGUACAGAUUGUGGGGAGAAAUUUACCCUCAAGAGAAAAUUUCAGAAGCAUCAGAAAAUCCACGUUGGCUAGAAAACCUUGACAUGUUUAAUGAAAAGGUGCUCAUUCUGAAUAGAAGUGUUGCCGUUCCUUGCUGCAUGGCGGCUUCUACAGGGGCUUCUUGUAGGCCUUGGUUGGUCAACCUUCACUUGUUGUGAUGUUAGGGGACACCCAGCAGAAGUGGUAGUGGAGGGCAGAUUUAGGACAGCCUUGAAGUUGUGGUUACAAUGAUCAGUGGGCAGUCUUCAUAGUCUCUGAUGGAACUGAUCCCCAGAGCAUUUUUCAAGCCAUCUACAAAACCCAGCAAUGAAAUUCUUCAGGAACCUUAAAGAGAUACUGUCAUGGAAAAAAAAAAUGUUUUGUUCAAAAUACAUCCGUUAAUAGUGCUGCUCAAGCAGAUUUCUGAGCUGAAACCCGUUUUUCAAAAGGGGCAAACAGAUUUUUUUAUAUUUAAUUGACAUCUUGUCAGUUUCCCAGGUGCCCCCCGUCAUGUGACUUAUGCUCUGAUAAACUUCAGUCACUCUUUACUGCUGUACUGCAAGUUGGAUUUAACAAGAAGGUUACAUGUAUAAUUUCCCAGUUAUAGAGAUCAUAUCUGUCACAGGGAACAUAUUAAGAACUAGCAACCGCAAAAAACUAAAUACAUUUCUGUGGCCCUGACAUAGGUCUGACUGGGGGGUCUGGGCCCACUGGGGCUGCUGGGGCUGCUGUUCCAAGGCCCCCCUCCGGCCUUCCUCACUGAGCCUUGUGGGUGCACAUGCACGCAUUGUUUUUGCCGCGAUCGUCCAGCAAAGGGAGGUCAAGGCACGAAGAAGUUUCUAAAAUUCGGGUCUGGGUGCGGAUCUGGGCCGGUAGGGCCCACAAGAGUCAGCGGCCCAUCUGGUUUUUUCCCUGUGUCCCGCCGGCCCAGUCCAACCCUGGACAUAGGGGUUAUGUAUGGUAUGCUCUGAUGAGUAGCUAUUCAUCUGUGUUUUAUCUCAUCCAUAUUCAUUACAUAGGAGUAAAGUAAUAGGAGUAAUAUCAUGUGCAAAGAAUAUAAAUAUAUAUUGUGAAUUGACAUUUUAUGUUACUAGCCCUAAAAAAACACCAGCUCCCUGCACAUUACUGUGUGUUUAUCUUCACCCAUAACUGGCACUGGUCUGCUCUUGUUGUGCCAUGAUGUUUAUAAUGGCAGGUGCCAGGGAAGACUAUAAGAAUUGACCAUGAGGUAUUAGGUGUAAAAGGGCACGAAACCCUAAGAUGUUAAAUUGCAUUUAGCAGAAGGAGAUCCUAUGCUGGCAUAGCUUCCACUCUGUACAAUGCAGGGUUUGUAAUGUAAAAUGUGCUUGAUCUUAAGUAGUCACCCCCCAUCCAAUAAUGCCAUGUAAUGGCUUGUGAGCACCUUAUAGGGGGUGUCCCACUUUACAAUGAGAGAAAGGAAUAUGUAAGAACCAACCAACAAUGGAGUCUUACUAUAGACAGAGUCUGCAGGCAGGGUCUGGAACAUAAUUUGUUGAUUGCAAGAACUUUCCCAAGUGUCCAUGGUACAUGGCCCUGAUAGUGGUGCUCCUAGAGAAAUAUCCGAUUUCCUGAGCCUAUCCUCUUCAAUUUCGUAUGCCCAACUGUGCCAUCCUUUCUAAUUUCUGCCACGGGUUUCUGGCUGCUCUACUAACUACCCUAAAGCUGGCUCCACUCAUAGAGUCAUCUUUAAAAGAUAGAGAAGCUCUUUCUUCUUCUAUUUGAGACCUAUCUGCCUUAGGCUUCCAUCUCUGUCCACCCUCUUCUAUUGGGUGUAGUUGAAAGAGAUUUGAGCCUGGCUAUCCUUUUCCUUGUAUAGACUAGAGGAAGCUCCAGGGCACGGCUAGCCUAAAUAAGAACACUUUCUCCCAACCAUACCUCACAGACCCAGCUCAGUAGAUACGGCUGUACCUGCAGAGUGUAGAAGUAGGAUUGGUCAAACUUUCAAUGCAAAUCAGUAAUGGUUUCAUCACUGAGCUACUUUACUAAAGAUAGAGGUGACUCGCUCCCUAUUCCAACACUCACUCCAGCUCAGAGCCAAUAAGGAAGGCAGUGUGACAUAGGCAAAAUCUUAUUAAGAAUAAUGUGGAACUAUGGGGCAAUUUUCAAGGCAAAGAGGUGAUUAUUUAUGGCUGAGCAUUAAAGAGCCUGACUGUUCUAUGAGGAGAGUGUCAACCACCUUUGCUUCCUUUACUGACUUGAUUACUUUAUGCUAAUACAGUAUUUAGCAGACUGUGCCAGUUCAAUCAGUUCAGUUAUUUUUGAUUGGUUCCUGGAUGAUGAACCAUAACAAUGAAUAAUGGCACCUGCCUAUGGGAACACAAUCAAACAUCUACACGCCACUUCCUUGUAGACACUGGUGCUGCUCAAUCUCUACUCAAAGCCCAAAAUAACCCAAAAAGGGGUAAAAGGUACAUGGAAUGCCCUAUUUAAUUGAUUUUGAAACCAAGGACUAAGCCAUGAAACACAUCGGGCAAAAGCCCACAGCAAAGUCUGUGUUUCUCCUCUUCUUUCAUGGACCUGCUGAUGGAAACCGUUGAGGUUAUGUUGUUGGGAUGAUUUUCUUUACAGCCUUGGUCAUGCCCACAUGACCUUAUAAAUGGCUGAUGAUUGGAUGGAACUGUUUAUAAGUGUGAUGCAAUUUGUACAAAGCGGCGUGAUGUCACUAAUCAGGUUUAUUGUAAAUUAAGGAUUGUCAGUAAAGGCUAUUUUUAUAUGGAAUUGUUUUUACAGUGCAGAAUAACCCCUGGAAUACUUGUAACCAGAGGAGACACAUUUGUACCAAUGAGCAGUGAAAUUGGCUGCCGCCCUUUCUUUUUUGUAUGUGCCCAUUUGUAUUUUCUAUACAACUAAUAAAAGCAAAUGCUGCCUUG
Molecule: messenger RNA, 4773 nt
Organism: Xenopus laevis (African clawed frog)
Lineage: Eukaryota; Metazoa; Chordata; Amphibia; Anura; Pipidae
Product: gastrula zinc finger protein XlCGF57.1-like
Exons: 5
Coding region: 146-1936 (596 amino acids)
Source: RefSeq, a predicted model, not a curated record